AAUUGCAACCUGUUCAAGAAUUGCCUAUUCACGAAGAAGGAUUUCUAGAUUUAGAUGUAGAAACCGCAAAAAAUAUGUUUAAAGUAGAUAGAGCCGAAUAUGCUUUCUCAACCUGGUUUACAGAAGCUAAAGAGAUAGAUUUGGCCAGUAUAAUAUUAGGAGCAGAAAAUGAAGAUGAAGCUAUGCAGAGAGCAUUCAAAAAUAAAGAUGAAGCUAUACAGAGGCUAUUUUUACAAUGCCUAUAUUGUAAUUAUUCAGAAAAAGAAAUCAAUGAAACUAUAAAAUUGGCAGUAAAUAAAGGAUAUAAAAACUGGUUGAGAUAUGUAAAAGUUCAAAUAGAAUCAAAAAAAAUCGAAGCUGGAAUAACUAAAGAGCGAGCACAAAGAAUAUUAAAUACAAUUGAUAAUUAUGAGUAUUUAAUAAAAGUAAAAUUCAUUCGAGACGAUACAGUAAUAUCAGUUGAGAAAACAAAAAAAGGCUUUAAAAUUAUUGACAAAUAUGAGCCUAUUCGUGAAUUAAAAAAAGCAGGUGGUAAAUAUGUCCGAGGUGGUCCAAAUGUUAUACUUACAAAGAAAAUGAAACCGGGCUUUUGGCUAGGAAUAGACAAAAAAUUUCUGGUUAGAGAAGUCAGUAUACAAUCCGAUGUAGAAAGACUUGAUAAUGAAGUAUUUAACUGUGUAGCUCAACGAGUAAUAGAGCAUUUUGAUAACACUAAGCGAGGGUAUGGACUCACAGAAAUUCGUCGUCAAAAAAUAAAUGAUUGGGAGAAAAAAAUACAUAUUCCAGGUGCUCGAGUACAAGAUGUAGCAGAGUUAGAAAAAAUUCUUAAACGACCGAUUAAAUUACUUGAUAUAACUCAUGGUACUAUAUUUAAUAGUAGAAAGUAUCGAUCAGGUAAGUAUGAAGAAAUUGGAAUGGAAGCUAUCAAUAAUGCCCUCAGGAGAUCUCAAGCAAUUUGGCUUAUGGGAGUGGGGGAUAUGAGUCAAACAAUAUCCCAGUUUGUUCUAGAAGAUGGUCGCACAUUUAGAACAUGGAAAAAGUAUACAGAAAUUAUAGAAGCAUGCAAACAACUGUUUCUAAAAGUUGUUGAUUUAGCAGAGCAGAAUGCACCCGAUUAUCACGUCAAUGAUGUCGUAUGUAUCGAUAUAAAAGAAUGUUAUCCAGCAAGUAUGCGAGGUCAAGAAGAAUAUACACCAUGGUUCAAUAGGUUCAGACAUCUAUCACACUACCUUGUUCGAGUUGUGGUAAAUGGAGAAUUGCCAGAGGAUGAUAUCACUGAAUUUGCGCAG
Molecule: messenger RNA, 1289 nt
Organism: Racocetra persica
Lineage: Eukaryota; Fungi; Glomeromycota; Glomeromycetes; Diversisporales; Gigasporaceae
Source: the annotation of a GenBank genome assembly